Molecule: messenger RNA, 1573 nt
Organism: Daldinia caldariorum
Lineage: Eukaryota; Fungi; Ascomycota; Sordariomycetes; Xylariales; Hypoxylaceae
Exons: 2
Coding region: 277-1134 (285 amino acids)
Source: RefSeq, a predicted model, not a curated record
ACAAUAGAAGUGAUAGGUACUUUAACUUCGAAUACAUUUAGAUACAGAAACAAACGUAUUGUAACUCGGAAUCAUCAAUGCAGACAAAUAACUCACAUAAUAUGCCUAAUACAAGGUUAUAUAGUACCUAGGUACCUAGGUGUAUAUAUAUAAUCACCAGCAUCCCCGUCGAGACCUUCUAAUAUCUUGCCUUUUUCUUUCCAAUACCGCAUAAUAGAAGGUAGGUAAUAUUCUAUUCUAAUAGCAACACUAAAAGCAACACAACCUCUCUCCAUCAUGUCCGUCACAUUCACCACCGUACAAGAUCAAUCCCAAUCCCCAUUCUUCUCUCGCUUCCCAGGCGAAAUCCGCAACGCCAUCUACGAAUAUUGCCGCAUCAACGCAUCAGCAACCUAUCUUUGCAACGGCCCUCUCCGUUCUCAGCGAAUCGCGUCGGCGCUUUCUAACUUGACUAGUCUUCAUAAGACCUGUAAGCGUAUAUACAAUGAAGUCUACGAAAUGCUCUACGCAUCCCACCUACAGCUCACCAGCAUUCUAGACUCCAGUUUACGUCAAGGACACGUCCAAAUGGUGAGUGACGGUCUGUUUAACCCUUCUCGUCUUCGCUCGCUGGAUAUCUCGUACACACACGGUGACGGAUUCUCUCAUAAUCUGUGCUUUUGCUUCUGGUGGCUUUCCUACAACGCCCCUAAUAUCCGCCAAAUAAGAGUCAGAAUCAACCAAAGUCACUCCGUUACGUGGACACAACGUAUAUCUCUUCUAGCUCUCUUCAACAUGAUCAUCCCGGGCUUCGUAGCGCUGACGCAGCUUGAACUGAUCGAACUGGACGUGCCCUUGACUAUCGACGUGGUCCAGCUCUUACACACCACACUGGUUAGCAAAUCCGUGACCGAACAAGUGAAACUAUGUAAAGUCAUAGCCUGCCAACACCCCGGAGAACCUAUAACGUACAGGACCGUUCUAUUAGAAGCGUCCGAUCUGGAAAUCCCCGAAGAAGAGAAGAUGCUGCAUGCCAUGGCGAACUCCCAUUCGGACGUAGCACAACUAAUUCAUUGUGGAGUGAUGAGGGUGAUGGUCAAGGAAAAAGAAGAAGCUGAACAACAAGCGACAGAACAGCCCACAUCGGGACAUUAGGUUAGGGGUUGGCGAUUGCUACACUCAUUUUAUAUACCUAUAUUAAAGAAAGAGAAAAAAGAAAGAAAAGAAAAGUGUUUAGUCAAAUAGAAGAGUAACCCAGCAAUUUUAGUAUUAAAUAUACCUUAACCCGUAAGAUAAGUUACGUUGUUAUUUGAGAUGUAGGUUAGAUAGUUGUGUGGCGGGAUGAAGUUGAAGAUUUCCAAAAAUAAAAAAAUAAAAAACCUCCAAGGUACAUUACUUGAAAGUUUCGUUGUCGACACACGAACGACAAAAAUAUUAAAAGAGAAGCCCAACGGGGGACUCGAACCCCCAGCCUCUGAAUUCACAACACAUUCAUUUGAGUGACAGUAGAAGUUCAGCGCUCUGCCAUUGAGCUAGCCGGGCGACGGACUGUGAAAAUUUCUUUGUUAUUUCCGCAGCCGAAAAGGACAAACUC